CAAAUUGAUUUACCGUGAAAUAUCUUCGUUUGAAAACUUUGAAACCAGCUGUUCUAAGAUAUUAGAAAGGAAAAAUUUGAAUGUAAACUUUAAAAAUCGUCAAUCUUUGUCGCUGUUCCCUUUGGUAUGGAUGGCCGUCCAUUCAACCUGGUCGUUUGUUUUAACACGGUGAGUGUGAAACGAUGGCAUAUUUGAUUUAAAUUCACGGUUUAGUCUUUGACUUUUCAACGAUAUUUAAAGCGAAGCUCUAGAAUUUUAGCAGUGUUAACAGGUUUCUAUAUGAGUCCGAGAAUUCUCGUGCAUUCUGCAUUUGACAGCUUUAUAAUUAACUCAAGUUGUUUGUUGCACAGCAAACAGAUAUAUUGCUCUUGAACGUUUUUAGUUGCAUUUAGGAGUUAGAAGAGACCUCAGUUCUAAGUAUUACAUUAGAUUGUUUCAUGAGAUAGGAGCAAAGCUUUCGUACAGAGACAACAAAACUGAUCGAGUGAGCAUUACAGAACAUGUCGAAUAUAACACGCGGAUAAAGUAACGCUUAUAUGAUCUUUCGAUCUACUUCGCAAAUUUAAUAAACCUGCGGCAAAGUUCUGUUCUAAAUCUAUCACCAGAUCACUUUCGUGAAAUUUAUCUCAAUGGAAUAAUAAUUUAUGGGAAUUAUUUCGAUGUAUGUUCCCUAGGUUUUCAACAAAAUCGGUGGAGGGUCCACACCGUGAAAGUGACCAGCCGGAACAAGGAAGUUUGAAUAGUUCUUGACUGUUUUGGAAUUUAGACUCUAUGGCGAUAUGUUUACGGACGCUGUUUCGACGUCCCACUUGUGGUCUCUGUGGCUGUUUGUUUUCACUUAUGGUACGUUUUUAUUAUAUUGGCCGUUAGUCAGUAAUUUGAUACAAUCAUCUUUUGGGGCUUUAUUGUUUUCUUUCCUGGAACAUCUUGCGGCAAUUAAAAUAAUGUAAGUAAAUAAGUGAUUGGUUGGGAAUUACCUGGUUGGGACUUGUCUCACUUUGCCAAAUUUGGGAUUUUUGUGGGUAUUCUUUAAAUACCCUAAAAUAUCCAAUAUUGGGAAUCUGUUAUUUUUUCCUGUGAAGGGUGGGAGUUGCCAUUAAUUAACUCAGUUCCUGCAUGUUAUCUCCCUGGAGCCUGAAUGACGACAUUGCGGACAGUGUUAACCAUAACAAUAGGGGUAAAUUAUGUUUGUGACAUAGUCAAAACAGAUCCCAGUAAGGCAGUUGUGAAAGAUCAUAACCAUGCAUUGGCCAUAUACCUCUAUGAGCAGUGGUAACUUGAUUGUUCAUAUUCAAGUAAAUGUUUUUUAUAAAGGUUAAAUGUUUCACUCCCAAAAGUUAACCAUAUGGGAAUGAAUGUACAGUGUUUUCUUGACAGGUUUAUUUUCUGUAGAGGGGCAACAGUGUGUUUCUAAUCCAUGUCACUUUAAUGGAACAUGUACUGAUAUUGGCAGCAGUAACUACUCUUGUCAAUGCCCAUUAGGAUUCACAGGUAAGAAAUCUCAUAGAUGUUUCUCUUCAUUGAUAUACUGUAACCUAAUCACACUUGUGAGUAGCCUGCACCACAGACGAAACUAAACUUCUAGUUAAGUCCGUCUGCGAAACAGCACUGAAAUCCUUAUUUUAGGCCCCCACCUGUGUACCGGGAUUUGAGUACACGCCAUGAUUGUCCUGUUAAAAAAGCCAUUGUCAAUUUGGCAAUUAGAUUAAGAGGAAAUUCGAAACGCAUUUUAGGUAAUUCGUUGAGUCCGUCGGCGGCCCAGAACUAGAAUAUCAGCGCUGUUUUGCAGACGUUACUUAUAACCAGGUUUAAAUUACAUCUGCAAUGCAGCCUAACUUGUGAGCUGGUCUGGAAAAGGGAAGCAGUUGUCAGGGAGGGGUCCAAGAGGUCUAGGUCCCUCCUUACUUUGCACCAAAACCAAGAUCCAUAUAUAGAUACUCUGUUGAAGCCAGAGCCAGUCCUCACUUGCCUCAAGGUCUGACACUGCCAGUGGAAAAAGACCAUUAUGACCAGCUGUCUUUUAGGGUCGGUGACCUAAAAGGCACUCCCUUAUUUGGCCUUAGUGGUUAUGUGCCGCUGAACAUGGUAUGGUCAAUUUUUAACAUGUUGUGGUUUUCAGUUGUGGUUUUUUUAAUUCUUGAACAUAGAAUACAGUUCUUAAACAGGGUGUGUUUCUGGACCCAAAGCCUUGCUCAGGGUGUAAUCUUUGUUUAUAGUGUGCAGUCUACAUGUGAAGUAUCAUCAUUUUUUUUUAAUUAUCUAAUUCAAUGGUGUCAGUUAAAAAAAAAAAACAGUUAGUUCUGUGUGUGAAAGGAAAUGAAUCAGGGUCAUGAAAAAAUGUCUCUUAGUUGAGGGCUUGGGGUCCCUCCCGGCUAUAUUACAAGUGUGAGCCCUGGCUACUUAAUUAGAUUUAGGUAGAGUCAAUGGUAUGGUUUAUAGUGUGGUUACAUAUAAUGUUCAUUUGGACACAUGGUAUUUAUUUCAAUUAUUCAAAUAGAUAUUGAUGCGAAUUUCUGACAAAUCUUUUCAUUUUCCCACCUAGUUAGCAAAGAUUCUUCCACCAUCACAUAUAGGUGUUUAUGCUGACUCCUAAGUUUUAAAUAGUAGCUUUGAGCUUACCAGGUAACCUGCAUAAAUACUGCAUUUCUCAUAUUUUUUUGCAUUAUUUUUCUCAUUCUAUGAUAGGUAAAAGAUGUGAAGCAGUGAUUAACAUGUGCCAUUUUAACCUGUGUCAGAACAAUGCUAUUUGUCAGAGAUUUCAGUCUGGAGGGUAUCAGUGUAUUUGUCAGAGGGGAUUUACUGGUUAGUGUUGAAUGAAGUGAUACAUGAGAUGUUUCCAGCUGCUAGUGAGAUAACUCCCAAGUUAUGACAUUUUACCAGUAAACUAAAUUUUCCUUCCUAUUAUUGUUGUCAUGACUGAAUAUAUCAAAAAUACGCUUUAGUAACAUAUGCUGAUAACUUCAAUGUGCUGUACUAUUCUCACUGCAUACAUAAUUGGCCCUUGACAUGAGAAAUGAGUACCAGUAACUCCCCGGUAACUCCUUUAAAUUCUGUAGGCCUGCACACUGGUGGCAUGAUAGCAUGGCGCACUGCUGCCCUUGCUUAGAAUUUCUCAGGUUUUGCCUGCUUCUUGGCCAGUUCAAUGGAGUUUAGAGGAAGUGAGAUUCAAAGUUUCGCCCCUCCCACCUCCCCUGGUGGCAGUUGACAUUUGCAUACCUUUUAUUAUUCGGCAUUCCUAUUGUCCUGGCAGUCGCAGUUUCCUACCAUAACUUAGUUCCCCAUGUAGGGACAAUAGGUAUACAGUGGGAAUAUUAUACUAACUUUGUGAAAAAUAACAUCAAGAUUUUCUGCUUUAAUCCCAUACUGAAUAAUGCACCAAACCAUACCUACUAGGAUGCAAAUGUUAAACAAUAAAUUAUUGGAUUAGGUUUUUGUAAUAACAGGAUUAAUCAAGGUCAAGGUGAGUGUUAUCAGCCUCAACCUUCUUGAGACCAUGGUCAUUCUGGAUAUCAAUAAAACCAAAUCUAAUUGUUUUAUUGAUCUUUUAUUGUACAUAAUAAUGCUUUGAAGAAGAUAACAAGAAACACAAUCGUACAUAAUACAAUUUGACAUUGCUUUUGGAAAUCAUGCAUUUGUACACAACCCACAGAUUAGUUAGAUAUCUGCUAGUAGAUAAUCUACCUAAUCUGUAGGUUAUGCUGAUUUGCAAAUUUAACUUUAUGCUCUUAUCCAAUGGGAAGAGUGAUAGUUAGUACAAUUUGUAAUAUGAUAACAUUUUUCUCAGGGGGCAUGUCUCUGGACCUCGUUGUGUACUCGCACCACACAGCAGUCAGGCACAGUGUUGUUUACACCCAUUAGUAGUCUCCUUAGCUUGUUGAACCCAUUAUUCAGAAACAUUAUGAGACUGGGCUGCAAAAUUCAUUGUUUGUUAUUAAAUAUAUCUUCUAGGAGUCCAUUGUGAGGUCAACAUAAAUGAGUGUAACCAGACUGCAUUACCUUGCUAUAAUGGGGGCACAUGUGUUGAUGGUGUUAAUGGCUACAGGUGUCAGUGUCUUCCAAGUUUCUCAGGACCAUACUGUAAUGUGACGGUCACCAGCUGCAGUGGUCAGCCAUGUCAGAAUGGAGCAACUUGCGUGGAAAAUCUUUCGGGGUUAGAAACCAUUGAGAGACUAAAAUGUUACAAAAAAAAACAGGAUUAAGUCAAAUGAUAAUACUGUAGUGGAGCAUUUACAUUAACCCUUCAUUUUUCAAAGUGCAAGAGUCCAUUAAUUUGGUUCUUUUACUUCCCCUUAAAAUGGUCAAGGAAGGAUGUAAUGGCCAAUAACAUUGUUAUCAGACUGCAAAUUUUCCUUUCCUUUCAUGUUGACAGUCUUUAUAAGAACUCACUUUUUUGUUUGUUUGUUUUUUUUUUGGUUGGUUCUGUGUUUGUUACUGUUGUUUUUUUUUUCUUUUUUCUUUUUCUUUGUUCAGUGAUUUAAGGUAGGACUCUUGUAACUGGUUCCCAAAGAGAGUUUCCAGAUAGUAGGGAUUCAAUAGUAAUAUAUUACUCUCUUUAGCAAUAAUUAGCGCAAACCAUGAAAUAUUUGAAUUUUUUCCUCAGGUACAAUUGUACAUGUGCAGCUGGUUUUACUGGUUUCAACUGUGAAGAGAAUAUUGAUGACUGUCAGCCAAAUUCUUGUCAACAGUAUGAGCAGUGUGUUGACGGCAUCAAUAGUCAUCAAUGUGUCUGCCCUGUUGGAAAAACAGGUCAGCGAUGCAGUGUUGAUAUUGAUUAUUGUUCCAGCCAGCCAUGUUUAAAUGGAGCAACAUGUAGCAACAGUCAAGGUGAGAGAGAAGUUCUUCGUUAGCAUGACCACAUAAUGACUUCAAUCCUUUUCUUCACAAAUAUGCAGAUAAAGCAAAACGUAGACAUUGGCUCCCAUUGGAAUUAUUCUUGCUGCUUAACUUGCACGUGUUUCUAACGAUUUAGCACCAGGAAAAUUCACCUACGUUUAAUAACAAAUUGAGUAAGUUGGAAAGUUUUAAAUGCAAACUCACUUUUGUAUGAUGAAGUUUUCACUGUUAUCAUUGUCAUGGUUGUGUUAAGUGACCUAAUUCUAAAUGGUCAAAGUUUUAUAGAGAACGGAACGACUCUCGUUUUUUUCUUAAUUAUGUCAAUGCUAACUGUAGGUUAACUGUAAAAACGUUUCCAGCGAAUGUCACACCCUAGACAACUCAGUCCCACAAAAACAAAGAAAAUGGGACAUUUUUAAAGAAUGCAAAACAAAGCAAAAUACUUUUUUUUGUUUUGUAACUAAUAUUUUCCUUUCCAUUGCCUUUUUCCUCAUCGGAACUCUAUUAGUGUAAACUCACAAAUUUUCAUUCUACGUAUUUUGCUCUGCCAGGUAACUAUUCCUGCACUUGUGUCCCAGGCUUUGAAGGCCAGCAUUGUGAGAAUGACACUGAUGAAUGUGCUUCUCAGCCUUGUUUUAAUGGUGGAACAUGUCAUGACAAACUGAACAGCUUUACUUGUGGUUGUCCGGUUGGGUUUAUUGGUCGUCAGUGUGAGGCAAACAUUAUUGAGUGUCUGUCUAAUCCAUGUCAAAAUGGUGGCACUUGCGUUGAAAAUGUUGGAUUAGCGGGAUACACUUGUAGAUGUCAAACAGGAUUUCAAGGUUAAGUUUUGAAUCUUAAGAUGUCUUACUAAGGGCAAUCUCGUUGAAAUAAACUAGUUGAAUCUAACUGUCCAUAAACGAACUUAAAAAUUCAUCAUUACUCAGGCUCAUGUUCACACUAUACAGGGGCACCCAACGAGACUUUCGUUCAAAACCACUUAAACAUAGCAUUGUUAAACGUAUUUUAGUAUUUAAACGGUAGAUAUAGGCAUAUUUUUAUCCCCUAAAGAUUUUUCAUCUGUUCGGAUUUCCUAGCUGAAAGUCUAGUGAUCCGAAAAUUAUAGGGAUCAAAACUUACCUUUUCGAAAGUUUUAGCCAGAGAAAAGGCUCCCGAAAAUUCUAGGUGACCUUUUCAGGGUAAAAAUCCGUUAAAAAUGGGCAAUGAUAGUAGUUUUUAGAUGUUCGAAAAUCCUAGGAGAGGCAGGCAAGCAAAAAAAAUUACGACAAAUGUUCCGAAAAUUCUAGAUCUCAAAUCGUCUUCCGAACAGAUAUUUUCCGAAAAUUGUCGUUGGGUGCCCCUGACUAUACUUUACAGUAUAAACACCUAUCUGUAUGUGACUCUUCGCUCCGUUACAGAAGUCACACCGAAAUCACUGUUCUUUUGUGUGAACGGAAGCCCUUUCCGAUAUGGUUUUCGUGCUGCCGACGCAAGAGCUAUCCCGUAGUCUUUCCGAUAUGGUUUUCGUGCUGCCGACGCAAGAGCUAUCCCGUAGUCUUUCCGAUAUGGUUUUCGUGCUGCCGACGCUAUCCCGUAGUGUGAACCUAAGCCCAUCCCAGUUUAAUGCUUCCUUUCCCAUCGCCCGACCGACCCAUUUUUUUUGGAAAAGUAAAAAAAAAAAAUUCCAGGAUCACUUGUAAAGAAGCAAGUACUUUAAUCUACAAGCACACGAUCUUGUCUUAUUAACACCAGUUGUCUUAAAUUAUCAUCGAUACUUCGUUUUUGUAGCAUUUUUAGACAUUUGAUAGUCCUGUUAAUAUACAUCUUUUACCAUCUGAUUAUAUCUUGUAGACUAAACGUGAGAUUUAAUAUGCAAUCAGGUGUUCAUUCUUGUGUUUUUUUUUUUCGUUUUUUUUUUUUGCCCCACUGACCGACCCACCCCAACGAGAGGGAGGGCGAUGGGAAGCGAAACAUUUUAAAACGAGGGCCGCAGGUAUUUAACCAUCAUGAAACUCAUUUAGUAUGAGUUUUUUGACCCAAGAAAUCUUUCAUAUAAUUUUUCCGUCAAUCCUCGAAUUCUGAAAUGCUCGAAUUGCAUUUAUAAUAUGUAUGUUUUUUUUCCCUUCACAGGAGUCCACUGUGAGUAUAGCAGUUCCUCUUGUCAACCUAAUCCUUGCCAACACAAUGGCACGUGCACACUACAUGGUAACAGAGCAAACUGCACCUGCACAACCCUCUGGACAGGUCCCUACUGCAGCGCUGAUGUCGAUGAAUGCCACGCUUCUCCCUGUGGAAAUCUAGGCACGUGUCACAACACGCCUGGGGGAUAUAACUGCACGUGCUUAUCUGGGUUUACAGGGCAACACUGUGAUAAACACGUGGACGAAUGUCUUGAUCAGCCUUGUCAGAACCAGGGCACGUGCGAGGAUUUGGUAAAUGGAUACCGGUGCACGUGCACCGCGAGUUUCACGGGCAAAAAUUGCGAGGUUCCCCUAAAUGACUGCUCUGCACAGCCGUGUAAAAACGGAGGAACGUGUCAGCUUGGAGGAAGUGGAUUUAACUGCUUGUGUAAACCGGGUUAUACCGGAUUGACUUGUGACACCAACAUUGACGAGUGUUCAUCUAAUCCGUGUAAAUUUGGCAGUACCUGUGUAGAUAACGUGAAUGGUUUCGUUUGUCAAUGUGCUGAUGGUUUUCGAGGAAGGACUUGUGAAGUUCUUUUUGCCGUGAGCUUCCAGCAAGGAGCGUACAUACCUGCCUUGAACUUCAGACUUUUCCCAUCAGAACUGUUUUCGUUUAAAUUUAGGACAACUCUUCCAGAUGGAUUGCUGUUCUACCAGGGGGCAGUAAGUGAUUAAGUGAUCAUGCAUCCCAACGUGCAAUUAAAAUCUCUUCUCGUACUCGCUCCAAAAGUAUUAGAGACCUUUCGAUUCGAGAGCGAGAACGAUUUUGAUUGCGUCAUUUGACUUAAUGUUUUUUCGCGUAUCCUAAAAAUAUACUCCCCAGAAAGCUUCAUUUUACUAUUUUUUUCUAGAAAAGUUAUCACUGUUAUCUUAUAGUUAAUUAAAGGAGGUUAAGCCCUCUCCAGAUCGCAGAACGAUAAAACAUUUGAUAGCUCGUUUCCGCCAAUACGACAUUCUCGCUAAAACUCGGCUAGCACUACUUGAUGUUGACAAAAUUUUGUUCAUACUCGUAGUCCUCCUGGUCUUAGAAUCUAAAGGUCUCUAUUGGCUUCCCGUGGUACCACGACCUGCGAGUGAUCAUGAUCACUUUCGAGACUUGAGUUCAUUGGCAUGGAUAGCGAGUUUUGCUUACGCUAGGAAGCUAGAGUAGUUACAUUUAAAGUAGUUUUCGGAUGAGAGCAGUGCACUCAGAUUUAUUGGAAUAAUCCUACCCAAAAUGAUUUUAAUGCCUUAAGACCAGUCAACAGUAGAUAAGUUUGGGUGUGAGUCCAAGGCAUAUGCACUGUAAAGCCUUGAAGUCCUGCUACUUAUCAGGUCACCCCAAACCAUAGUUGAGCGUGGGCUACAGAAACCACUGGCCAGUAUUGUCCAGGGAUUAACUUCACCUAAAUUACAUUUAGACACCUUAUAAGUCAGCUUUCAAUCCGUGAUUGUUCUAGAACUUGGAUUAGCCCUUUAUUUUGUCCAUUUAAAUCAGGUACAAUUCUCCUUUUCCAGGACUUCACAAAGGAACACACUGAUCAUGUGAUCGUAGAGCUGACCAAUGGUUCGGUCCGUUUGUCAUUCAACACUGGUGUGGACACUGCAAAAGCCACCCUAGGGCAAGGACUCAACGACGGGACCUGGCAUCUAAUUACCGUCAGGAUAACUAGUUCCCAGGCCACUAUAUCUGUUGACAUAGAUACGUGCACUGGAAGUGACUGUUCAAAGACAGUCAAUACAAACAGUGACAGUAACACGGAGUUUUCUGGUUUACCUUACCUCGGGGGUGUUAACAAGCUGGUGCCUCGCAUAACUCAGGAACUGAUAAGCGAUGGCACGUUUGUUGGCUGCAUCAAGGUAUUUGGGAUUAAUUCGCGUCUCUGGCAAACUACCCACCUACCACUCAACUAACCCAACAUUUUGCUCUAAGUGAGAAGUAAGUGUUAACGUUGGGUUAGGGGAGGGGUAGGUGGGCAGUUUUGCAAUAACAAAAACAGUACAGUGGAAUAAGUAGCCUUCAUGGAAGGCGUCGAAAGGGAUGGGGGAUCGGGAAGAAGGAAAAAAGUUACAUGGGAUUUUCUCUUGCUCGCUUUUCUCGCGACAAUCCCGAAAGAUAUUAGCCUUUCAGGCUACUCUGAAAUUCGAGGAUAAAUAAAGUUCAUGUUAUAAAGUUCAUGGUAAGGUAAUAUGAUCAAUACACUGUUCCUGACGUACUGUAGCUGUCCCUACUGUUGUUGCUUUCCUUUAGCCUUCGCAAACAUGCGUCCGUGGCCUCUCGUGCCAUUCCUUUAAUACCUUUCGAUAUUGUCGCGUGCACUUUUUCCUUUCUCAAAAUAGCUGUGUAUAGACAUUGCACAAGUCGUCCUCACGAUUUUCAUCGCAGAAAGAGCCUUAGGACAAAGAACUAACACCAAUACGUCCAUCAAUAAAUCUCUCAUGUUUCACUCUGCAGUGAUGGCGCGAAACAUGUUUCCAUUCCUGGCUUAUCUGUUAUGCCUUAAUUCUUGGACUUUUUUUUAUUCUGUCAUUCUCCAGGACUUUUUGUUCAACAAUAUAGACAGUGGACUGCAAGACGUUUUAGCCCAGUCGUACCUAGUGUCUCCUGGUUGUCGAAGGCAAGAGGUGUGCAGUAACCACGGAUGCAAGCACGGUAGCUCAUGCGUAGAUGAAUGGAACCGCUAUAGUUGUCGCUGUCCUUCGGGCUUUGUGGGCUCAUUUUGUGAGCGCCAAAUCACAGCGACAUUUGACAGGGAUGAUAGUUCUGGUUUGAUGUUCACAUCUGUUGCUAAUAUAACCUCGUUUUCUCUUGAGUUUUCGACUGAUCCCUCAGUGACUAGAGGGGUGCUGGCAUUCACAGGGGUAAGUUAUGUUAACAGAAGCCCAGAAACGAGAAGUUUUCUUACGCCUCCGUUUCUGUGAACUUGACAAAAUGUUACCUGAAUCCCAAGUUGCAGGUUUAUUCAAUUUUGCUUAGUAAAUGACAUAUUAAAUACUGAAGUAAACAACAAGGAUCAAAGAUUAGCGUAGUAGGUUUGUGCGGGAGGACCCGAGGUUGAUUUCUAGGUGCGUAAAUCCUUCCUUCGACUUCUUUCCUUUCCGUGUAGCUUUUAAAUGUCUUUGAUACCCGUACAACUGAGCUUUAAUGUAGAGCGGGCAGAAUGAGCGAACCGUCAGCCUCAGGCUUGUCUGUGUUAUAUGUACUGUCAGGGGCACCCAACGAAAAUGUGGUUCAAAACCACUUAAACAUAGCAUUGUUAAACGUAUUUUAGUAUUUAAACGGUAGAUAUAGGCAUAUUUUUAUCCCCUAAAAAUUUUUCAUCUGUUCGGAUUUCCUAGCUGAAAGUCUAGUGAUCCGAAAAUCAUAGGGAUCAAAACUUACCUUUUCGAAAAUUUCAGCCAGAAAAAAGGCUCCCGAAAAUUCUAGCUGACCUUUUUACGGUAAAAAUCCGUUAAAAAUGGGCAAUUAUACCAUUUUUUAGAUGUUCGAAAAUCCUAGGAGAUGCAUGCAAGCAAGAAAUUUUACAACAAAUGUUCCGAAAAUUCUAGAUCUCAAAUCGUCUUCCGAACAGAUAUUUUCCGAAGAUUGACGUUGGGUGCCCCUGUACUGUUACGAGUUACCGAGUGACGUAAAACUAAGGACUUUAACCUUCACCAGUACCUUUAAAGUUAAGCGUUACACAUCCGCUUAGUGAUUCCUCGUCAACCACUGUGGAUCAAAUUGGAAUUUCGAAAUGUUCUCGCGAGGGUGGGAAAAUGGGACGGCCAGAGAAGAAUCUCUCUCAGCCAUAGGCUUCGAGCAUUCCCUCUUUUUGAGUCCGUCGAGCGAAACGUGCGUGCACUCCUUUCAGUGGAAGUGAAGAAAAAAGGAGACUUCACGGAGCCCAGUCUGCACGGGUACGAACCAACAACAAAACUUAACCCACAUAUUAGGCUGAUUUAGCAACAGAACGGGAACGUCAGUUGAAGACGGGAAAGCGCGCGAAAAGGACUAAACGCUACUUCCGGUGCACAAUUUGCCGCUCUGCUAUUGGUCAAGCCAGUUGUUUGAUUUGCGCGCGCCUUCGUCAACUGACGUUUCCGUUCUGUUGUUAAAUCAGCCUAUUAUGGCAUCGCCUCCGGGAUUCAAACGCAGGCCACAUUGGUUGGAGGCGAUUGCUGUCAUCACUGCACCACCCUUGUUUCCUUUUGUAUACUAAUAAAGAUCUUUUUUACACUGAUUAAUCAAUUCUUCCUAUAAUCAAUUCUUACUAUAAUUACGAAAUAAAGUAAAGCGAAUUUAAAAGACUUUUUUUUUAAUUUUCAGUCUUUCUUUGGUUUGGCCUUGCUGAACGGUCGUCUUCACGCUGCAUACGUGAAGUCUUUCUUCGACAGAACUAGUGCGGUCAUUGGCCAGAAUCUGGCAGAUGGCAGAUGGCAUAGGCUGGAUGUAAACGUCACUUCCGGCAAUUUGUCAAUUGCCGUGGGCUCGUUUCGAACUACGCUUGUACCGCCGAGUGGAUUCCAGACCAUCACGCAUCUGGGGAAAACAUUGCACAUGGGAUCUCUUCAGUUUAAUGAUCUGGGGAUAGCUUUAAAUAGCGAAUUUCUAACAUUCAGUGGGUGCUCAAGAACGGUUUUCAUUAACGGUCAUUUAAUAACGUUUGAGACAGCACAGAAAAAUGGGGGCUUUAGUCUACCUCUGCCGAGCUGCAAGAAGGACGAGAACUGUGGACCGAGUUCUUGCGCAAAUGAAGGAUCUUGCGAUGCAACGUGGACUGGGUAUGAGUGUCAUUGUUUAAAGGAUUUUGUUGGCAGACAAUGUGAAAAUGGUAAGUAAAAUUGUGCUAGUUAUAGGUGGAAUUCUUCUACGUCUUUGUAUCGUUCAGAACUCUGACAGAACGAACUUGAACGUAGAUCUUUUUCAUAUGACGUCACGGCGGCCAUAUUGGUGUACAAAACAAUGAAACGGCGGCCAUGUUGGUGUACCAAAAAAUUCCUUUGUGGCUUGAACUCUUGUCGGAUGUAAAAACUUUACUUUUGUGCCUAGAAACUUGUAUAGCUGCUGACCACGUGAGUGAAAACGAUCUAUUGUUGUUAGUCAGGAAUACUUGGAGUAAAUAAAUAGUUUGCGGGUAUUCAGAACACGGACUUGCGGGACCCUUCUAGAGUCAAUCCAUCGCCCUGUCCCCUUAGUUCUGAAAAUAACUCCUCUCAUUGCUAUCUCGCCGUCGUGCUCACCAUUAACCAAUAAUAGUUUACUUCUCAAAAUAAUUGUGCGUCUGUUAAGCUUACGCCGGCACAUGUAUGAAAAAAUAUUCUUGCAGAGAGUGUUCACCGUUCAUCUUCUAAUAAGCAUUUCGUUUCCACUUGCAGUUACUACAACGUCGUUAUUGAUGAAUGACAGCUACGUAGAAAUAUCUCUCAACGCCUCUCACUGGAGUUUCGGUCAGAGCGGAUCACUUUGGUUUCGGACGAGAGAAACGGAUGGUCUGUUAAUGUAUACUGGGAGAAAGCCUGGUGAAGGGAAUGUCGAGUUCCUUCUUCUUGAUAUCACUUCCGGUAAAGCUAGAUUUACCGCUGACCUUGGUUCAGGUAUUGUUUCUACUAUUGUUGUCAAACGUUGUUUUAACCGAAAAUUCAGAUGGUGGGAACUGACAUCAAAUUGAGUGAAGCAUAUAACAAUAACCGCUGAAAACGUUCAAGUAACCCUGCAAUUACAAAAGGAGGUACGGAAGCGGAUGAAAUUUAAAAAAGAUUGAAACGGAUUGCAAUUGUGGUUUUUGAAAACUUGUUGGCCUCGCAGUUUCCCGAAGGUUAUUUUUGUUUUCUGCAAGGUUUGAUACAAUUGGGAGUUUAAGAUACCACGACGGCGACGGCCACGAAAACGUCACUUAAAAAGUGAAUUUGCGUUCUUUCAAUCUCUAUCGCGAUUGCUCCAACUCAUUUACUUUGUCAAAUGCAAGCGAACUCUUUUUGAGCCGAAUUCCCAAGGACCACAUUCACGUCGUUUGUUUGCGUCCUCCAUAAAACGUGAAAUUAGGCAUUUUCCCGUCGUAGUCGUGCAGUGACGGCAAAGAAAUGUACAAAAAAGCCGUGCUGCACGUGCAGAGGUGUUGCUUUGCCUAUUCAACCUAUUGCUCUUUUGACGUUCUCGUUGUCGUCACCGUCGUAGCAUACUUGGGAACGGGACCAAUUUGUUUGACAUGAAGCUGUGACUCUGUCAUUCACAAGUAAUUUCUCGAGUUCCAUAGCGAAUAACGACUCGUAAAUGGCUUUAUAAACAAAAUGAACUGGCCAGCCUUGAAACAGCUCUUUGAUACAAUUUCAGUUAUUUAUCGUUUGGCAUGCAUUCGACUUAAUUUCAGGAUCAAAUGGGGUGUUCAUCAACCAACUCGUAUCUGAUGGUGACUGGCAUCACUUGCUCUGGACUCGAAGGUUAAAACGCAUUACACUGACCUUAGACGGAACCUUUACUGUACAGGCAGACGUUGCUGGGGCCGAAUCAGUUUUUAAUACUGCACAGGGACCUGUGAUUUAUGUGGAUAUUGGAGGGUUUCCUACUGGAGUAACCAGGGUUACAGGUAUUAUGAAGUGUAUGAUAGCCGAGGAGAGUUGAGUAACUUCAAAGACAACACAUUUUAAAAUUUACGAACAUGAUUCAACAGAAACGCAUAAAUGAUUUGCAUAAAUUGUCGUCAGUAUUACCAUCCUUGUGUUUGUCCCUUAUUGUUUUUUGAUUACUUUAACACCCAUAAAAACUCAGAAAGGAGACGUUAACACAAGUUAUUUGUUUUGGGGUGAGAUGGAUGUGGGGUAAAUUCUCUUAAGUUGUAAACUUGCUCGUCAGGACAGUUGGUCGGUCAGCCAUUUCUCAAGGCCUUUUACAGUGGAACCUUGAUAUAACGAACCUCUAUAUAACGAAGUCCUUGGUAUAACGAAUGAUUUUCUUUACCCCAGUAAUAGUAAAAUAUAUGGAAAAUAACCUCCAUAUAACGAAACCUAGUUCAAAAGAACAUAUUUUCCCAGUGAGUCCCUUGGUUCUACGUUAUAUCGAGGUUCCACUGUAUGUAUACUGAUCUAUAUAGAGAAAUAUAUCCAAAUUAUAAAGGUUUUAACGUCCUUUUGUCACACAUAAAAUGCUCAGUCGAUGCGUUACUAACAAUGAAGUAGUAAGACUGAAUGCUAACGUUUUGCUCGUUUUCGAUUCCAUCACAAAACUCAUGAGCUGAUUAUAAUUACUAUUUUCUUUUUCGACAGGAGUAACAAGUCGCAAACACUUCAAGGGCUGUCUUAAGGACAUCAAAUUUAACUCGCGCAGAGUUCACUACCUUUCACCCAGCUCUCAAGAGGGUCUUGAGGUGAACUUGAAUCAUGUAACAAUAGGUUGUGAUGGAAACUCAACUUGUUCGCCCAAUCCCUGCCCUUCGCACAGUGUGUGCGUGCCAUCGUGGAACGGCUAUAACUGCACGUGUGACGCAGGUUGGACGGGUGACAAUUGUGAUAUUCGUAUUCCCGACUGCACGGUGAAUAACUGUACAAAUGGAGCAACAUGUGUAAAUGUUUCACACGGCUUUAUAUGCGUGUGUGCUCGCGGAUAUUCGGGUCAGUAUUGUGAGAAUAAGUUGGAUUAUUGCCUGUCAGGCCCAUGUCGUAACAAUGCUACCUGCCGUGAAAUAACAGGAGGCUUCAGAUGUGAAUGUCUUAAAGGAUUCACUGGCCAAACCUGUGAGACUGAUAUCGACGAAUGUGAGGCCAAACCAUGUCAGAAUAACGGAACGUGUUCUGAUCUACCAGGAAACUACUCUUGUCAUUGCCCUGCCGGUUUUUCAGGAAGAGAUUGUCAAUUGAACGUAGACGAGUGCUCACCAAAUCCGUGUUUAAAUCAAGGAACUUGUCUAGAUUCAGUAGCCAAUUAUACCUGUCGUUGUGCUUCAGGUUACACGGGUAGAAAUUGUGAAGUUAACAUUGACGAAUGUUCCCCAAAUCCUUGCUUGAACAACGCUUCUUGCUCUGAUUUAAUUGCCGAUUACAGUUGUCAUUGUUCGCGUGGUUUUACUGGGAGAAAUUGUGGAGUUAACAUCGACGAAUGUUCUCCAAAUCCCUGUGUUAACUUUGGUACCUGUUCCGAUCUGAUUGGAAAUUACAGCUGCAAUUGUGCCUUGGGUUACACCGGAAGAAACUGUGAGGUCGACAUUGACGAGUGUUCUCCAAACCGUUGUCAAAAUCAGGCCACGUGUUCCGAUCUGAUUGGAAAUUACAGCUGCCAUUGCGUCUUGGGAUACACUGGGCGAAACUGUGAGAUCGACAUUGACGAAUGUUCUCCAAACCUAUGUCAAAAUCAGGCCACAUGCGCCGAUCUGAUUGGAAAUUACAGCUGCAGUUGUGCCUUGGGUUACACUGGACGAAACUGUGAGAUCGACAUUGACGAGUGUUCUCCAAACCGUUGUCAAAAUCAGGCCACAUGUUCCGAUCUGAUUGGAAAUUACAGCUGCAAUUGUGCCUUGGGUUACACGGGACGAAACUGUGAGGUCGACAUUGACGAGUGUUCUCCAAACCGUUGUCAAAAUCAGGCCACAUGUUCCGAUCUGAUUGGAAAUUACAGCUGCCAUUGCGUCUUGGGAUACACUGGGCGAAACUGUGAGAUCGACAUUGACGAAUGUUCUCCAAACCUAUGUCAAAAUCAGGCCACAUGCACCGAUUUGAUUGGAAAUUACAGCUGCAGUUGUGCCUUGGGUUACACGGGACGAAACUGUGAGAUCGACAUUGACGAGUGCUCUCCAAACCGUUGUCAAAAUCAGGCCACAUGUUCUGAUCUGAUUGGAAAUUACAGCUGCAAUUGUGCCUUGGGUUACACGGGACGAAACUGUGAGAUCGACAUUGACGAGUGUUCUCCAAACCGUUGUCAAAAUCAGGCCACGUGCUCUGAUCUGAUUGGAAAUUACAGCUGCAGUUGUGCCUUGGGUUACACUGGACGAAACUGUGAGAUCGACAUUGACGAGUGUUCUCCAAACCGUUGUCAAAAUCAGGCCACAUGUUCCGAUCUCAUUGGAAAUUACAGCUGCAAUUGUGCCUUGGGUUACACGGGACGAAACUGUGAGAUCGACAUUGACGAGUGUUCUCCAAACCGUUGUCAAAAUCAGGCCACAUGUUCCGAUCUGAUUGGAAAUUACAGCUGCAAUUGUGCCUUGGGUUACACGGGACGAAACUGUGAGAUAGACAUUGACGAGUGUUCUCCAAACCGUUGUCAAAAUCAGGCCACAUGUUCCGAUCUGAUUGGAAAUUACAGCUGCAAUUGUGCCUUGGGUUAUACGGGACGAAACUGUGAGAUCGACAUUGACGAGUGCUCUCCAAACCGUUGUCAAAAUCAGGCCACGUGUUCCGAUCUGAUUGGAAAUUACAGCUGUAAUUGUGCCUUGGGUUACACGGGACGAAACUGUGAGAUCGACAUUGACGAAUGUUCUCCAAACCGUUGUCAAAAUCAGGCCACGUGCUCUGAUCUGAUUGGAAAUUACAGCUGCAGUUGUGCCUUGGGUUACACUGGACGAAACUGUGAGAUCGACAUUGACGAGUGUUCUCCAAACCGUUGUCAAAAUCAGGCCACAUGUUCCGAUCUGAUUGGGAAUUACAGCUGCAAUUGUGCCUUGGGUUACACUGGACGAAACUGUGAGAUCGACAUUGACGAGUGUUCUCCAAACCGUUGUCAAAAUCAGGCCACGUGCUCUGAUCUGAUUGGAAAUUACAGCUGCAAUUGUGCCUUGGGUUACACUGGACGAAACUGUGAGAUUGAAAUUGACGAGUGCUCUCCGCACCCUUGUCAAAAUCAAGCAACGUGUUCCGAUCUAAUUGGAAAUUACAGCUGCAAUUGUGCCCUGGGAUAUACUGGAAGAAACUGUGAGAUUGAUAUCGAUGAGUGUUAUCCAAAUCCUUGUCAAAAUUAUGCCACAUGUUCCGAUCUAGUUGGAUAUUAUAGCUGUAGUUGUUCGUUUGGUUACACGGGGAGAAACUGUGAACAUGACAUUGACGAAUGCGCUCCUCGUCCAUGUAUGAAUAAUGCUACAUGUACGGAUCUUGUGGGUAACUAUAGUUGCCACUGUCUACUAGGCUUUAAAGGAAGAACAUGUGGUGUGAACAUAGAUGACUGUUCUCCAGAGACAUGCAAGAACGGCGGAACUUGUUCAGAUUUGAUAGCAGAUUUCAGCUGUGCUUGUUUGCCUGGUUAUACGGGGAAAAGUUGUGAGACUGACAUUGAUGAGUGUGCGCAAAACCCGUGUAAACAUGGUGCCACUUGUGUGGACGCUGUAGCCAAUUAUAGUUGUAACUGUGCCCAUGGUUACACGGGAAAAAACUGUGAAGUGGAUAUUAAUGAAUGCACCUCAAGCCCCUGCAAAAAUGAAGCUAAGUGUACAAAUCUGGUAGCAGAUUUUUCCUGCAGUUGUCUACCCGGUUACACUGGAAAAGACUGCUCCACUGAUAUAAACGAGUGCAAUUCCUAUCCUUGUUUACAUGGUGCUGCAUGUCAUGACAAGAUCGACAAUUAUACGUGCGCCUGUGUUCCUGGCUACACUGGUAGGCAGUGCGAGAUCAAUGUUGAUGAUUGUUCGCCAAAUCCUUGUCGCAACACUGGUAUUUGCUCGGAUGGGAUCAACAACUAUCGCUGCAACUGCGAAGGAACUGGAUUUAACGGAUCUCGGUGCGAGCUCGACAUUGACGAGUGCGCUUUGACUCCUUGCAAACACGGCACUUGCAACAACACCGUGGGCUCUUAUGCCUGUGAAUGCUUGGGGACUGGAUACACCGGAAAGCUUUGUGAAGUUGAUAUUAACGAAUGUGUCACCUUGUCAACGCCUUGCUUGAAUGGAGGAACGUGUCAAAAUACGGAUGGUUCUUACUACUGCGCAUGCGUUGCAGGUUUUCUAGGGAAAACGUGUGAUGUAAACUUUGACGAAUGCUCCAGUAGUCCCUGCAUUCAUAAUGGCCGAUGCGUUGAUGCAGUGGAUGGUUUUUAUUGCGAUUGCAUUGGGACAGGUUUUGAAGGAUUUCGCUGUGAUAUAAAUGUCGAUGAAUGCACAACCGGUGAACACGCUUGCAAAAAUGGCGGCCAAUGCGUAGACAACUACGGCGGAUACAACUGCACUUGUGAAGUUGGUUUCACUGGCAUUUUAUGCGAAAACAUGCUAGCCACUGUUAUUGAACCUACAGCUGCCGCUCAAAAACGCUCUAGUGGAAUGGAACUUGGAUUGUCAAUCGGACUUGUGCUGCUUGUAGUACUGGUAGCGGCUGUGUUAUUGUUCUUGUACCGUAAAAAACAAAUGAGCAAAAUGAGCGGCAAGUAUUACCCAUCAGAUGAGGAGUUUAGGGACGGAGUCUUUCCUAUGACGAAUGUGGAGAAGGACGAACGGCUAAUAUGA
Messenger RNA from Porites lobata, 18364 nucleotides. The record is from the annotation of a GenBank genome assembly. Lineage: Eukaryota; Metazoa; Cnidaria; Anthozoa; Scleractinia; Poritidae.